Manis pentadactyla (Chinese pangolin) is the source of this 690-nucleotide messenger RNA. It is a transcript of the gene GOLT1A, whose product is annotated as golgi transport 1A. Lineage: Eukaryota; Metazoa; Chordata; Mammalia; Pholidota; Manidae. Gene Ontology annotation, biological process: endoplasmic reticulum to Golgi vesicle-mediated transport; retrograde transport, endosome to Golgi. The record is from RefSeq and is a predicted model, not a curated record. Gene Ontology annotation, cellular component: membrane; endoplasmic reticulum. The transcript has 5 exons. Bases 92 to 490 code for a protein of 132 amino acids.
UCAGCUUCCCUGAGCAUGUGCCAGUUCGGUCCUCUCUGCUCCUCAGCCCUGGGCAGCGUCGUCCUGGAAGGCCCCCCAGGCAGCCUGCAGCAUGAUCUCCAUCACCGAGUGGCAGAAGAUUGGUGUGGGUACCACCGGCUUCGGCAUCUUCUUCAUCCUCUUUGGAAUACUCCUGUACUUUGAUUCCGUGCUCCUAGCCUUCGGAAAUCUGCUGUUCCUGACUGGCCUCUCCCUCAUCAUCGGCCUCAGAAAGACGUUUUCCUUCUUCUUCCAGAAGCACAAGCUCAAAGGGACCAGCUUCUUCCUGGGGGGUGUGGUCAUUGUGCUCCUGCGCUGGCCCCUCCUGGGCAUGUGCCUGGAAACCUACGGGUUCCUUAGCCUCUUCAGGGGCUUCCUCCCUGUCGCCUUUGGCUUCCUGGGCACUGCCUUCAACAUCCCCUUCCUGAAUGCGCUGUUCCAGAGGCUUCAAGGCACCAGCUCAAUGGUCUGAAGAGCAGAAAGCGCUCCUUGAACAUGGACCAGUGGUUGAAGGGGCUGAAAAGGAAAUGAGGGCCACCCCCUCAGGCUCCCAGCCCGCACUGACUCAUCUCCCCGUCAUACCUGGGCCUCUCCAAGUCCAGAAGGACUGACUUCAAAUCCCCAAGUCAACUCAACAGGCAGUCAGGACUGUGGGGAGCAGAGACCCAGGGC